AUGCACAGGCAGAGGGCGCCUGGCCUGCACCCAAACAACUGCACAGUGCACUGUAACCACUCUCGUCUCCUCUCACAUCUGGGGGGAAUGGUGUCCCCCACGAUACUCCGCCUAGUACCGCAUAUCCCCAUCAGAAGUAGUGAGGAUGAGGAUGAGGAGAUUGGGACGUCUUCCUCUUCGGUUCUGGUUCCUGGUCCAGUGGAGAACCUGCGGGCAGAAGCUGCGUCUCCAACCUCCAUCCAAGCAUCCUGGGAUCCUCCGUCCCACGCCAGCGGCCCCAUCCAGAGCUACAGACUGCUGUGGACCGAGACGUCCACCGGAAAAGAGCAGAACGUGGAGGUGGUGGGUCAGAGCUACAGGAUGGAGGGACUGAAGAAGUUCACAGAGUAUUCGUUACAAGUGCUGGCGGUCAAUCGGCACGGGCCCGGCCUCUCCGAUACAGACACGCUCAUCACCACGCUCUCAGACGGUAAGACUGGACCUUCAGCACUGAACCUGGAAUAAACACAUGAUUCACAACUGCAAUCAGGUCACAGUGUUCAGAAGAUGUUUCCACAAGCCAUCCAGUUAACCACACACUAAUGACGGCUUUGAUGUGGCAGUAAUAUUCAGGCCGUCACAUCUGAAGCGUCAAUCAAUUUCACGGCGUGUCACUCAACUCUGACAGGCUGACAUGAGACAUUUGAGACACGUUUGAUUUGUUUGCAGCUCCACUGCAUCUGCAUUUGAGAAGCAGCCGGGAUCUUCCCUCCAAUUCAAUUAGAGUCCCUUGAGAGAAACACACACACUCACACACACACACACACGCCUUCCUGAUCAGAAAAUGAAUAUAUUUAUUCAUAGUCACCAUCUUGGCUCAAUUUGUCACAAUAUAUUCUGCUAUUGCUGCAUCAGAUUUGUCCAGGAGAAGCUGUGUGCACUUUAAUUUGAAUAAAUAAAUAAAUAAUAAAAAAAAAAGAAUGCAAUGAAAUAAAAUAAAACAAAAUAAUAAAAUAAAUGUCUGUCCUGAUCUGUGCUUCGUCUGAAUCUGCUGGAGCUGAUGUAGCUGAAGUUUUCUGAUGUUAAAGCUGUAUGCCGUUCAUCUC
Messenger RNA from Cyprinus carpio (common carp), 1085 nucleotides. Its product is annotated as netrin receptor DCC-like. Gene Ontology annotation, biological process: cell-cell adhesion. The coding region runs from base 1 to 504 and encodes 167 amino acids. Gene Ontology annotation, molecular function: protein binding. The record is from RefSeq and is a predicted model, not a curated record. NCBI's taxonomy places the organism in Eukaryota, Metazoa, Chordata, Actinopteri, Cypriniformes, Cyprinidae. The transcript has 4 exons.